Molecule: messenger RNA, 3170 nt
Organism: Nymphaea colorata (pocket water lily)
Lineage: Eukaryota; Viridiplantae; Streptophyta; Magnoliopsida; Nymphaeales; Nymphaeaceae
Product: glycine-rich domain-containing protein 2
Exons: 8
Coding region: 367-2613 (748 amino acids)
Source: RefSeq, a predicted model, not a curated record
UUGCUCAGACAACACAAAUGGCAAGCGGCCAUGUCCAUCUACCAUCCCCACUUUCACUACUCUCUCUCUCCCCCUGCCGCUUUGGCCCCUCUUCUUGCUCUCACAUGAACACCAUGAUUGAUUCCCCGACGUGUCUUCUGUGGUGGUGCUGAGACAGAGACAGGGGAGGUGAAGGAAGGAAGAUCACCACCAGGACAUGGAUUCCUUAAUACUGGGAAGAUCUCAUUUUCUCAAGUUUUCAUUUGGGAGAACCCUCCAACUCCUCGGGUCACUUCCUAUUGUCUAGGAACCACGGUUGAUUCUUUAUGCAUUUGAUGGUGGUAAUGAUCUGGGCAUUAGAGAGACAAUAAACAAGCUGCUUCAGGAAUGGGCUCCAUGACUGUUGGGGAGUCUGCAAUUUCUGAGAACUCUUCACCCAAAUUGAAGCCCGGGAUUCGGAUGAGUGUGGAUUUGGUAGCGGCGGCCAGAAAGCAUGUUUCAUUUCUUAGAACAGUGCAUCAUUCUGCAUCGCUGCAUCAAACUGGUUUCCUGUCGCAGGCCAUAAGAAGGUAUCAUCAACUAUGGAUGCCUCUGUAUGCCCAGAUAUCCGAUUCCUCCCCGCUGGUUCUUCCUCCUAUGGAUGUGCAGUACAUUUGGUUCUGCCACACCUUGAAUCCUGCGGCUUUCCGUCGGUAUUGCAUGUCGAGAUUCUCGAAAGUGAUCGAGAAACCAGCCAUCUUUGAUGAUGAAAAUGAAGAGUACGCCAUGAAGAGAUGCAGGGAGAUAUGGAAACAAAGGUACCCAUCUGAGCCUAUUGAUCCAAGAGACUGUCCAGAGGAUCCUGCGGCUGCGGGGGAUACUGACCUUCAUGGGGUCGACUUGUUAGCUGUGGCGAUAAAGCAAUUGCGGUUCUAUACGCUGGUUUCCGACCCAUUCUGGGGGGAGAGUUCCUUCCUGGUAUCUGCAAAGCACAGAUACAGAGGAUUUAUCUAUCUGCUGCAGAAGUUUCGGGAUGGACAUUCUUUGUUGGUACCCACCAUUGAUAUUCUUCUGAUAUGGAUGACCCACCAGAGUUUCCCGGCGAGUUAUCACCGAGAUGUUGGGGAUAUGGAAAUGUUUGGAGAUUGGGAGUGUAUGAAAGAGGAAGACAUGAAAGCCACGUGUAGACUAUGGGAAGCUACGUUCGAUCAUCCAUACGAGAGAGCAGGAGUGACUUUUGAUAGGACCAGGUCGCCGGUUUAUUGGGAGGCAUCAGCCGUAGACGUGAAUCGUGGAUUUAAAUCUCUUGAACCGAGACUUGUCACGGAGGCUUGUAUAUUCAUGAAGGGGAAUGUAGAGGAAGGAUGUGUUAAGAAGACCUUCUUGAGACUAAAAACCAUCAGACGCCACAAAGAGUUCAGAAUGGACAGGCAUGUCUCUAGUAUAUUGAGAUGCUCAUCAGAGAUGGCUUUUUGGCAAAAAGAGUGCCAGUUGUGGUGCGAACUAGGAACCAGGGGAAUAGCUGUUGAACUACGAAGAAAGGGAAGGGGCUUUUUCCGAUCAGAACUGGUGGAGGAUAUUGUCUUUUCGUGGAAGGAGGUGAUGAGGGCACCAUCUCUCACUGUUGGCCGAGUAAUAACAGUAGUAGAAAAGGAGGGGAAAGCGAAGUUAAGAGUGGUGGUAUCAAUGACACCACCAGUUCAGGCACCAUAUCUUCUCAAGUGUGUACCUGACAGGGUCACGGACGAUGCUGGUGCAAUGAUUUCUGAUGUUAUUCUCCGGAUGAACAAGUAUCGGCCUCAAGAGGGUAGAUGGUUGUCUCGAACAGUUCUUGAUCACAGUGGGAAGGAAUGCUUUGUUAUAAGAAUCAGGAUGGCCCAAGGAUUUUGGAGAAGAGGGGGAGAAAAUCCAAAGCCUGUUAAAUGGGAGGAACGAAUCAUCCAGGUGUGCGAUGGUCCCUGGUCAUAUGUUGCUGACUCCAUAGGGAUUGCCCCAGAACGGAUCGUGGGAACAGCCACACCUAAAGUAGAUGUAAGAGAAGAAGUUUUACAUGGCAAUGGAGUUAUAUGGUCUCUGUCAACUGGUUAUGAGUUGACCAUACAAUGGGCGCGAGGAUUAGAUUUCUCACUAGAAAACAACACUUCUGGUGAACAUGUUAGACUACUGAAGGGGAGGAAGCUGCAGUAUCAGGUAGCAGAACCGCAUUUAGACAAGGAUGACAUUGAGGAGGGGUUCGUGACAUUAGUUCGGUACUCAUCAGAUGACCCAGUUGGAAGAGCAACGGCUCUGUUGAAUUGGAGAUUCUUCACUGUCGAGUUCCUGCCAGAAGAAGAUGCAGCUACUGUGUUGCUCGUAUGCACAGCAAUAGUUCGGACGGUUUCAGAUGUAAAGGGAGAAGAUGUGGGGAAUUUGUUGGUGCGAAGGAGGCUGAAGCAAGCAAAAGCAGGAAGCAGAGACUGGGGAUCUGUAGUACUUGGCCAUGACACGUUUUCUCAAUUGAAAGAUGAGAUUUCCUCAAAUGUGCACCUUCAACCCUGGCACUGGAAUCCCAAGGAGGUGAUGUCAUUGCCAGAGAUGAGUUACAGUUUCCAAACUGGGUUUGGUCAGUCUUCAAAUGCUGAUGGUGGGGAUCGAUUAUAUCAAGGGGGGAUAUAGAAAGAAGGGAAGAUCUAUAUCAGGUUUUAGCAGGCUGUUCUGAUGGAGAACCCUUGCUGCAGAAGAUCUGUUGAAGCGGUUGUUCAGCCAUGAAGAUUUAUGGCCUUUCUUCCUACAAAGAACGGGACAAUCCAACCUUCAAGUGAUGUAUAUAAGGCCAUUGCCUCAAUGCGAUAAUCCAUAGUUGCUGCAGGAAUGAAGCCUAUGCUUGUUGCUGAAUGAUUCUAAUUAUGAAAUAUGGCCCCUCCCAGUGUUGAUGUUUUUUCUGAAACCGAGUCAGAUUAAAUACAGAAGAACCUGUAUGAUUGAACACACACCUCAUGCUGUAUAUUGGUAUCAGCCAUAAUCUGAGGCAUUGAAAGUCUAUAUAAAGUACACUAUCUGCAUUGCUUUGAGAUUCUUGAGGAUCCAAUUACCAUGAUGAACCGAGUAUUCGAGUACAUUUUUUCCCUUUGGUGAUAAUUUGGGACAAAAGAUGAAAAUUAUUUCUGGAGAUAGAACAAUGAGUUUGAUGUUUCUAUUGAUUCUAAAGGAAUGGAACUCUAUUUAUUAUGAUC